Messenger RNA from Symbiodinium sp. CCMP2592, 1671 nucleotides. Lineage: Eukaryota; Dinophyceae; Suessiales; Symbiodiniaceae. The record is from the annotation of a GenBank genome assembly.
AUGCCAUGGCUCCUGUACCGCUGGGUGGGAGUCCUUUCCUCUGACCCGGUGCAGAGAAAGGUCAGACUUCGCUUGACCGCGUUGUAUCCGCAAUGGAGCUUUUACGUCACCGCCCUGGCAAGGCCGUUGCGGACGCUCGAGACGCCACUGCUGCAGACUCUGCUGAUGCCCGAGCCGGCAACGUCGAUGGGCUUUGGGCUCCUGACUUUGGAUCAGGGCCGCCGUUUGCUCUGCCUCCUUCAGGACGAGGCCCUCGCACAGGAGGUGCCGCUGGUCGGGGUUUGGGUCGACCAAAGGCACGAGACUCACGAGGAUCUACAGAGCCCAGCAGGCUCGCCAGCUGCCUGGGCAGCGGCUGCUCACUUCGUCAAGCGGAGGCAAGCACGGGAGAAAGUUUGGGUUGAGAAGGAUACCUUUCUUGUCAUGUCAGUCGUCCAAACCAGGGCGACGCCGGCAAGCUCCCGAUCAACGCAGCUGUUGUUCUCAGAAUUUCGCUUCGAGGAUGUCCCUGGCGAAGAGGGGCUGUACCUUGCGUCCGUGGAUUUCGACGAGGACCAGGCUGGUCGCAUUCCCGAAUUGAUGUUCCUGGACACCUUUACGGCCGACCAACGGGAGCUGGCGAAGAUCGCUGGAGGAGCCGUGGCGUCGCCAGAGGUUCUUCUUUCGCCGGCUUGGGAGGCAGAGCCGCGAUCAACCCAAAGUGAGGAGGCGGAAGCUGCGGAGGCGGACACCGCCUCCGGGCCACUGGAGCUGAGGACUGAGACUGGGACUGCCGCUGCCGCAGAAGCUUCGACGCCGCCUCUCGCGCGGCCCGGGGAAGCCGAAGAGCCGAGAAGAGUUUUGCCCCGGCCGGCAGCAGAGGAGUGCCGACGCUGUGGCACCAGCUUCCUCGGCGAAGCUGCCUUCUGCAGCAAUUGUGGACUGCGUCGCCCAGCACCGUCGCCACCAGACGUGCCGCCUCAAACGCAUCUGUGGACGCCUGGAGCAGACUUAUGCACCAGUCCCAGCAAAGGGCGCUUCUCCACACCUGCUGUGCAGCCAUCGACACCUUCAUCCCGGAGGUCUGAUGCAUCUCGCGAGGACGGUAUUUCUUUGAGACAGAUUGUGGGCCAGCAGCAGCAGCAGCUGGGUCUACUGCAGUCGCAGCUGCAGAGCGUUCAGCAGCUUCUUACGCACUUGGUGACGAAGGGAUCUUCGCCCCGGCUUUCUGACGAGCCGGUCAUCAAGGCUGAUGCUGCUGUUCAUGCUGCCAUAGAUGAGGUGAAGGCGAAGGUCAGCGUUGCCCAUGUGCAAACCAGCCCGCGUGCCGUGAUCAGCACCGGGCUGCAAGCUUCAGCAACGAUGCAAGACGUCGCUGUGAACACUGUGCCUCCAAAGCCAGAGACGCGACCGAAAACGCCGGUGCCAUCGGUGCCCAUGCCGCCAGCGAUGCGGGAUUCUGCGGACACAGCUGGAGGUGCCAGCCCGCGCUGUCUUCCAGAAGCUCCGGCACCGACGAUCCGGGGGCAGCUGGAGCCGUCCUGGAAUCCACAGAUGGUUGGUGUGCCGCGCAUUCUGUGUCCCUCCGAUCUCUCUCUGUUCGGCUCAGACGACGAUUGCGGGGACGGCGAGUUGUCGGAUGGUAGCAUCGAUCUGAUGUCCGGCGACUUCACACUAGAGCCCGUUCGCUGA